This is a messenger RNA of Fraxinus pennsylvanica, 1245 nucleotides long. NCBI's taxonomy places the organism in Eukaryota, Viridiplantae, Streptophyta, Magnoliopsida, Lamiales, Oleaceae. The record is from the annotation of a GenBank genome assembly.
AUGCUGUCACCCACCCCGAUUUCGCUCCUUUGUGCUCUUCUUCUUUGCUUACCUCUUGCCAUAGUCUUCACUUUGACCACCCCUUCCUCCACCACCACCGUCCCAACAACUGGUGGCGCCACCUCUUCUUCCUUCCCCACUACUAAUAGUGUCACUUUCAGUAAGAACAUAACUGCAAGAAAUCUACUACCCAGGUUUCCAGGAAAAACCAAAACCACACAAAAACCCCAAAUCAAGAACGCCACCAUCGCCACCAUUUCACCACCACCAGGGCCACCAUCUGGGCAAGGGCAUCCACCUUCGCAUGUAAAUAAUAAUGAAGAUGAUGAUUAUUCACUGUUCCAAGUCGCUUCCCGGGUCAACCCGAAACCGAAGAAGCCAAUCAAGAAAAUAGCGUUUAUGUUCUUGACUAAAACCCCCCUUCCCUUUGCACCCCUCUGGGAACUCUUCUUCAACAACGCACCCAAGAAUCUGUACAACAUUUACGUGCACGCAGACCCGAGUUUCAACUACACGCCACCGUUCAGCGGAGUGUUUCGCCGCCGAGUUAUCCAAUCCAAGCCAACGCGCCGCCACUCCCCAACCCUCAUCUCCGCUGCCCGCCGGCUUCUCGCUCACGCGCUUCUCCACGACAAGUCAAAUUACAUGUUCGCCCUGCUUUCUCCCGCUUGCAUUCCCUUACAUUCCUUCAAUUUCACGUACAGAACUUUAAUCAAGUCAAGGAAGAGCUUUAUAGAAAUUCUCCAAAACGAGGACGGCGCGUACGAUAGAUGGGCGGCGCGUGGUGAAAGCGUUAUGAUUCCUGAAGUGAGGUUUGAGGAUUUCCGAAUUGGGUCCCAAUUUUGGGUGAUAAAGCGUAAACACGCUAGGAUAUCUGUGCGUGACCGGAGGUUGUGGUCGAAAUUCAAGCUACCUUGUCUAGAAGCCUCCACGUGUUACCCUGAAGAGCAUUAUUUCCCUACGCUGCUGAACAUGGUGGACUCGCGGGGUAUUAUUCCCUGCACCCUCACGCACGUGGACUGGGAAGGCAGCUAUGAGGGCCACCCCCGGAUGUACGAGCCUAACGAGGUGGACUUAGAGUUGAUCAUGGCCCUCCGUAAGCACACGCCUAGGUACGGUGAUGAUGAGUCAAACGGCUCAAAUUCGUCUCUGAUGAAACGGCACGAUCCAUUCUUGUUUGCUCGGAAAUUCGCGCCCGGUUCAGUUCACCCUUUGAUGAGAAUAGCCAAUAACAUCGUUUUAUAA